Molecule: messenger RNA, 3038 nt
Organism: Ostrea edulis (European flat oyster)
Lineage: Eukaryota; Metazoa; Mollusca; Bivalvia; Ostreida; Ostreidae
Exons: 9
Coding region: 478-2604 (708 amino acids)
Molecular function (GO): protein binding
Source: RefSeq, a predicted model, not a curated record
UGGAUUUUGGAGAUUUCUGGUCGGGCUCGGAGUCCUCUGAGCCUGUACGUGCAAUACUCUCUCUCUUACCCGCGAACUCUAAGGAGAGCAGAUGUUCUUUAGAGAAUGCAGCACUAUAGUUCGCAUAGUCGUUGACCCUUUAUAUAGCGGUGAAUGUGACUCUAAAAUGCCUCAACUUGAAGACGUCUUACUGAACACUGAGGCAAUGACAGAACAUGUUCACUGAUUGAAGGACAGAGUUGGACAUUUGGUUGAUCAGAAAGGACUGAAAAUAUAAGAGGAAUACUAAAUAGAGAGGUGGGCAAACACGGACCCCUGGAUGUACAAGAAGAGGUGGAAUCAAGUGCCCAGGAGGAGCAACAAUCCCAUGUCCACCGGUCACACCCGCCGUCAGCCCUUUAUCUUGAUCAGCAAUGGAAUGUGACGCAUUCAUAUUCAUAUCAGUUCAGACCGUAGAUUGAAUUUUAGAAGGUUACAAUGGCGUCAAAACUAUUGUCUUCAGAGCAAAUGAACUUUACACGUGCAGGAAUAGUUUGCUUGGAUGUGAUAAAGUUAAUAUUAAAAGACAUUUUAAACCUUCAUAUAAAGCCAAGGGAUAUGUACUGUAUGAUAAUAAAGACUAAUACCAAUGGUGUAUUGAAUCGACAUCAGUUGGAGCUAUGUACGAAAACCCCUAACCCUGACUACGACACGUUUGACGUUUCCUUGCUUUAUCGGCUGAUACGUACAUUCGGCGCUUUAGGUUUUAAGGAUUUAAAGCCUACACAAGGAUGGGGAAUAGUGCCUUCCCAACAGCAUACAGAAAUUGGUGACGACAUCGAGCGUCUCAGGAUCUUUAGGAAUGAGUCCUUUGCCCAUUUGCGUUCUUCUUCUAUUCCAGAUUCAACUUUCAGAACACAAUCGCAAAAUUUAAAAAUUGCAAUAGGGCGAAUCCAAAUGUUUAUGACGGCACAGGGAUUGCGUGUGAACUAUAAGAAACAACUUGACGAUGCACUGAAAUUUCAGUUUGAUAUUGAUGAUAUGGAAAAACUUAAAAUAGAACUUGAAACAUUGUUGACAGUAAUGAAUAAGGAAAAGAAAGUUCCAAAAAUGCGUGGAUGCCUGUCAUGUCUAAGAUGUAAAGGUUCUGAAGAUCUACAGAGAAAGUUUUAUCGUGAGCAGGGAUCCACUGUAAGACAUGCACUUCUUAUGUCCAAUAUAGAGAAACAACGAGGACUGCUUGCCAAACUCAAAACGGAAUUGACAAAUCUAGGUGAUUUAAACACCAGUGAGAUUGAUGGUUCAGAAUCUGUUAAGGAUCUGCUAUGCUGUUUACUACAGAAGAAACUCAUAUCCAAUAGCAACGUCAUAUACCUUCAGCAUCUGUUCAGAAGAACGGGCUCCAAAGAGUUGAACCAAAAAUGCAUAGAAUAUGCAGAAGGAAUGAACGCCUUGUGUUUCUAUGAGAAGCACGUCGGAAGAGGAUAUGAUCAAGCAGAAUUCCAUAUAGUUGGUGAUACAGCCGACUUCGAUAGGGAUUAUCUGAAUGAUAUCAGAGACACAGUAGCAUCGAUGCUAGAAUGCCAAGCGAAUGAGAUUUUCAUUAAUGGUGUGAAAGCCGCCAAUAGUUUCAUUCUAAGCAUUGCCAUUAAAACGAGGUACAUCGAAAAGCUCCUUAACUUGGAUCCAGAUAUUAAGGCCUCACUAUACAGGCUGCAUAUCGAUUAUUUCAAAGUCGAAGAUCACAAAAUCUUCACAGAUCUUUCAGACGCCUCACAGAUAGACAGUGUAACCAUUCAUAAUGCUAGUGAAAUUUCACAUAUCUCUUUUAUAACGCGAGGAGAACUGUGGGUGAGUGAUUUUGACACUCUACUAAAAGUGGACUCCACCGGAAACAUAUUGAAUGACGAAUAUAAAGUUAGAUGCUAUCCUUUAGGGAGUCACACCGUCACAAUGGAUUUGGACCUCCUGUUUGUAUAUGACAAUGGAGUCCAUAAACUAUCAUCAGACGGGGUUAUCACCACACUCUUCAUUACCCCAAAAGCACACUGUAUCCACUCCUCCCGCUUCAAUGGCAACAUACUGGUGGGGAGCUAUGAUGAAGUGACGAGGUACAACGAUAUAGGACGGAAACUCCAGGUCAUUGAGAAGGACGAUAGAGGACGAAGCCUUUAUACAGCACCAAUCUACAUCACGGAAAACAAGAACGGAGACAUUUGGACAUCCGACAAGAUUAAGGGAGCAGUGGUAGUGGUGGAUAAAUCAGGGGGGUAUCGAUUUGAUUACACAGGUUGUCAGUCUCACUUUGUUCCCCAUGGCAUCUGUACUGACGUCCUCGGACAAGUACUUGUGUGUGAUGUGUAUAAUCACAGUGUCAAUAUCCUGGAUCAGGACGGUCAGUUCCUGUCUCUACUUCUGACACGAGAACAACAUGGAGUACAUCGUCCCACGGCUCUGUGUGUGGACGACGAACACAACCUCUAUCUGGGACAAGAGUUUAGUAACUCGAUAAAUGUGUACAAAUAUCUAAAGGAUACAAACGUCAACCAUGGUACAGGCCACGUGUAUUACCCUAAUAACAUGGCGCUCCGUGCACCUAAAAUCCCUCAUUUAGCGUGGGUCUAGAACAAAGUCGGCGCCUUUGAAGUUGCAAUUUCUACGAUAACAUUAAAUUUGAAAGAUCUCCGUGUAACACGUUGUGUUAACUUCAAACUUUGUGUUAACUUCAAACUUAUUGUGCGACUACAUAUCCCAGAAGUUGUGUAAAUCAAAUAUGGAUUCUACAAAAGUCUAAAGAACUUUUAGCCAACUUGAAAUCGCAAAACUUUUCUCAGAUCAACAACAUGAAAACCUAUGAUUGUUCAACACUUUUCGCGAUCAUUCCUCACGAUAAAUUAAAGACUAGACUUUUUGAAAUUAUAGACAGUUGCUUCUUCAACAAAAAUGGAAAACCAAAAUAUUCAUAUCUAGUGAUCAGUCGUCCUAAAAAUUACUUUGUUAAACGCCACUCUGAUUCCACGCACAAGUAUUCUGAAGUUGAAAUAAAAAAUAUGCUAAAG